Molecule: messenger RNA, 1810 nt
Organism: Balaenoptera acutorostrata (minke whale)
Lineage: Eukaryota; Metazoa; Chordata; Mammalia; Artiodactyla; Balaenopteridae
Gene: HHEX
Product: hematopoietically expressed homeobox
Exons: 4
Coding region: 97-903 (268 amino acids)
Biological process (GO): regulation of transcription by RNA polymerase II; cell differentiation
Molecular function (GO): DNA-binding transcription factor activity, RNA polymerase II-specific; RNA polymerase II cis-regulatory region sequence-specific DNA binding
Source: RefSeq, a predicted model, not a curated record
CCGGCAGAGCCUAUAGCCGGGAGCGCGGAGCGCGGAUAAAUGUAGCGCCGCGGCGCGGGCCGGCAGCUCUCCGAGGGCCCGGAGCGCGGCGGAGCCAUGCAGUACCCGCACCCCGGACCGGCGGCAGCGGGCGCCUUGGGGGUGCCGCUGUACGCGCCCACGCCGCUGCUGCAGCCAGCGCACCCGACGCCGUUCUACAUCGAGGACAUCCUGGGUCGCGGGCCCGCCGCGCCCACCCCCACGCCCACGCUGCCGUCCCCCAACUCCUCCUUCACCAGCCUCGUGUCCUCCUACCGGACCCCGGUAUACGAGCCCACGCCGAUCCACCCCGCCUUCUCGCACCACUCCGCCGCCGCGCUGGCCGCCGCCUACGGACCCGGCGGCUUCGGGGGCCCUCUGUACCCCUUCCCGCGGUCGGUGAACGACUACACGCACGCCCUGCUCCGCCACGACCCCCUGGGCAAACCCCUGCUCUGGAGCCCUUUCCUGCAGAGGCCUCUGCAUAAAAGGAAAGGCGGCCAGGUGAGGUUCUCCAACGACCAGACCAUCGAGCUGGAGAAGAAGUUUGAGACCCAGAAAUACCUCUCCCCGCCCGAGAGGAAGCGUCUGGCCAAGAUGCUGCAGCUUAGUGAGAGGCAGGUCAAAACCUGGUUUCAGAAUCGACGCGCUAAAUGGAGAAGACUAAAACAGGAGAACCCUCAAAGCAAUAAAAAAGAAGAACUGGAAAGUUUGGACAAUUCCUGUGACCAGAGGCAAGACAGUGAACAGAAUAAAGGUGCUUUGGAUAGCUCUCAAUGUUCGCCCUCCCCUGUCUCCCAGGAAGACCUUGAAUCAGAGAUUUCAGAGGAUUCUGAUCAGGAAGUGGACAUCGAGGGUGAUAAAGGCUAUUUUAAUGCUGGAUGAUGACCACUGGCAUUGGCAUGUUCAGAAAACUGGGCUUUGGAAUAACAUUUGCUACAGGAAAUCUCCAUAGAUGAACUGGAAAACUAUAUGAGAAAGGGAAUCAAUUUUGGGUAUUCUGGAAACCUAAAAUGUUUGGUGCACUGGCUAAAUAACAAACACAUUGAAACCUUAAUUUUGACUUAAAUAGUUUAUGAACUGAUUUUAGAGUGUAUGAUAAAAGGACUCUUCACUGAUUAAAUUCACCCCCUUUUUAAAAAGUAACUUGUUUUUUCUAUUUAUAAAAAGUAAUUUUGAACUUUUUUGUUAAAUUUUUAAGUUAUAACUUUAAAGAUUUUAAUAGGAAUUUCUUGAAUGAUUUUUCUAUAACCUGUUUCUACAUCCCACUUAAUGGAAAAGUAAAGGGACAUCCCAAAUCCAGAGGUAUGCCUUGGAAAGGGGGCCCACAAUUCAGGCAGCCUUGUAAUAUUUUAAAGGAAACAUUCCUUACUUUUUUGUUACAUUCUUACACUGCUGCCUUAAAUCCAAAACCAUCUCAGAGCUUUUGUCUCGGGGAUGCAUGUGUUCUUUUUGUCAGAGAGAUAUAUAAUCAAUAUAAGUUGAUAAUCUUAAAUGCUUGUUUUGCACUGUCACUUAGAACCUGUUUGACCAAGGUGUUAAGGGGAUAGUACAGUCCAGUUCAAGCAGAGAAACUGACUCUGAUUCAGUGACUAAAAUUAAUCACAGAUGAACUAGAAGUAGCAGAUUAAUUAAAUGUAAGUAGAUUGUAGAUAUUGUGUUUUAUAUUAAACAGUGUUUAUAACGUGUGUAUAUAUAAUUGUUCACUGUAAAAAAGACAUGGCCAAAAUGGUUUGUUUUUUUUAAAUGAGUAACUUGUAUAUAAAAUAAAUCCGUCGGUGGGAUGACUGAC